Messenger RNA from Trichoderma harzianum CBS 226.95, 1086 nucleotides. RefSeq lists its product as hypothetical. NCBI's taxonomy places the organism in Eukaryota, Fungi, Ascomycota, Sordariomycetes, Hypocreales, Hypocreaceae. The transcript has a single exon. The record is from RefSeq and is a predicted model, not a curated record. The coding region runs from base 1 to 1086 and encodes 361 amino acids.
AUGGCUCGCCGCCAUACUGUCUGUCCCAAUCCAGACAGAGCACCACCCUUGACUAGAUACCACGGUCCUACGGCCCGCCACUACGCUAUUUGUCUCAAUCCAGAAAGGGCAAACGACGACUCAAUGUCAACAAACGAUGGCAGACUUGUCCCGUGUUUCGACAACCUCCCUAACGAACUCCUUAUAAAAAUAUGGGAGAGGGUCAUCGGAUCCCACAGAGUCUUACGAGUCACGACCCGGAAUCAGGGCAGGGUAGUGGCUACUGCUGCUCUCGCUCGGUCAACGGCUGCAGCUCGAGCUGCCGUCUCUGUCAGCCGAGCACAUCGAGCCUUGAUCCUGGAGCAUAUCCUGCCCAAUGAGAUCACCAUAUGGGGCUAUAACUCAUUCCGGGGUUGUUUCUAUAGCCCCCGCUGUGUCGUGAGAUACAAGGCCGCCAGAGACAUCCUCUAUGUCAGUUGGCCAAGCACUGACAUGCUUAGCUGGACUCGUCUGCAAUCCUGGGAAAAAGUUCGUCCUCGUGCAUACGAGAAAGCGGUAGCCAGGACCAGUUGGAUGCAUAAUGUUCAAAAGUUGGCCCUCGACUGGGGUCCAGGUUACAUACAUGAGACUCAAGAUGUCAUCUUUCGGUGGUUCGGCGGGCUGAAGGAAUUGUACACUGUCUGUCCGACGAAUGAAAUGCUGGAUACAGAGGAUGAGGACGCGGAAGAGGACAAUCCACAGGACGCCCCAUCUCAAGAGGUGUCACAAGAUGUAUCGCAAGAGACGACUCUGGAAUCAUUCAUGGAGAUGGAAAGUACAGUUCCAACUCCCGAGCAUGAGCAUGACAACAACGCGUUCCUCCACACUGGCACUUACAAGGGGGUAUGCGAGGACGACUCAUAUCUCUCGGGUAGGGCCGCGCUUAAGUGGUUGGGGCCGAGACGAAGCAAGAUGGCUAUCAUUCAAGCAGUCGAAAGGUAUAAUGAAGAGAGUGAGAAGCGGCGCCAGGCUGGACUCGAUGCCGACAUGAAGCUGAGCAUUCUGCUACAUGUCAUUGAGGAUGGUCAAGAGGACGGGUGGUGGGGGGUGAGACGGAGAUUGUUGUGA